AUGAAGAACGCAUUCUUAGUGAAAGGGAACGUGAGAUUGAAAAAAGAAAACAAAAUUUCUCCACUCAAUGCUAAAUCAGUAGCUAAUUCUGUGAACGAAGAGCGUAAUUCUCUUUCUGAUUCAAUCGCUCACGCAAUCCUUACACAAGACCUGUCACAUAUCAGCUUGCAACAACAAAUGUCUGAUAUUAACACUACAUUUGUAAUUAAUCCACCUGUACCUCAUUCGGUAGCUUCUAAUUCGACUAUUUCUGUCUCUACAAACUCUUCUAAACGAAGUCCGAUCAUUCAAGAGCCCGAACAACCACUUCAGCAACAACAAUUGAUGAGAUCCAAUUUACUUCCAGACCAAUCACCCUCCUUGUUAAAAUCUGUUCCUACAGAAGAAACAUGGUCUGAAAUUGGCUCUAUUAUUUCUGAGAAUAUUGGAAGUAUUAUGUCAUCUGCUGUAGAUAUUGACAUGGAAAAUAUAGAGCAUUAA
This is a messenger RNA of Scutellospora calospora, 480 nucleotides long. The record is from the annotation of a GenBank genome assembly. Lineage: Eukaryota; Fungi; Glomeromycota; Glomeromycetes; Diversisporales; Gigasporaceae.